Molecule: messenger RNA, 119 nt
Organism: Didymodactylos carnosus
Lineage: Eukaryota; Metazoa; Rotifera; Eurotatoria; Philodinida; Philodinidae
Source: the annotation of a GenBank genome assembly
AUGGCUUCUCCUUCUGGAACGAAUGUGCAAACUCGCCAACAUCGACCUCGAAAAAAAUCCCAACGAAAUCCUGCCACAUCUCAACGAUACAGCCGGCCGUUGGUACCUGUGGCAAGCCC